Trematomus bernacchii (emerald rockcod) is the source of this 1403-nucleotide messenger RNA. RefSeq names its product cocaine esterase-like. NCBI's taxonomy places the organism in Eukaryota, Metazoa, Chordata, Actinopteri, Perciformes, Nototheniidae. The record is from RefSeq and is a predicted model, not a curated record.
AUGGGGUGUCUGCAGGAUACAGCACCUGUGGAGGAAGCGUGGAAAACUUUCCCACUGACGUAUCAAUCAGUAGAAAUAUCCGAGGAAUGCCUUUAUCUUAAUGUGUACAGACCUACUGGGACUGCCUCAGGAGACAAACUGCCUGUGAUGGUGUGGAUCCAUGGGUAUGAUGGUUCACCCCUGGCAGCAUGUCAGAAUGUGGUUGUGGUUGUAAUUCAGUAUCGCCUUAGUAUUUUGGGAUUCCUAAGGUACGGUGACCAGCAUGCACCUGGUAACUGGGGCUUCCUGGAUCAAAUAGCCAGCCUUCAGUGGGUUCGUGACAACAUAGCGGCCUUUAAUGGAGACCCUAAUUCAGUGACCAUCUUUGGACAAUCUGCAGGUGGCAUCAGUGUCUCUAUGUUGGUACUGUCCCCAUUAGCUGAGGAUUUAUUCCACAAAGCUAUCGCCAUGAGUGGAGUGGCACCACUGGAAGCUCAUUACACCAGCAAUCCACUGGCUAUGGCUCAGAUGAUAGCCAAUCUGUCUGACUGUGAGAGCAGCAACAGUAAGAAGCUUGUCGAGUGUAUCAAAGGCCGGUCUGAGGAGGAAAUACUGAGCGCCAUGAAGAAGUUUAAAGCAUUUUUGGGUCUAGCUAUUUACGGUGUGUUCCUGAAAGGCCCACCUGAGGAAGUUUUAAAGCAUCAAGAAUUCCAGAAGGUUCCUAUUAUGAUAGGACUGACCAAUCAUGAAUUUGGAUGGAUGCUCCCAAAGCUCCUAGGACCUUCUGGGUGGGAUCAUGGUAUGAAAAGGGAGGAUGUGAUAUCAGUGAUGAACAUGUUCUUUCCCGCCCAUGCCUCAGGUGCAAAUGAACUAAUACUGAAUGAAUACCUGCAACAGGCCGACUCUCCAUAGAACGUACGUGACGUUUUCAGAGAGAUACUUGGCGACAUGGUGCUCGUUCUUCCUGUUCUUAAAGUGGUUGCAUACCACAGAGACGCGGGCGUGCCUGUGUACGUGUACGAAUUUCAGCAUUCUCCUCUGAUGCACGGCAGCACGAGACCCACUUUUGUCCAAGCAGAUCACUAUGAUGAUGCUUUGUUUUUUCUCAGAGCCUGCUUUUGUACCGGACACACUGUGGUUACAGGACAUGUGUCACAAGAAGAAGAGGAACUGAGUAAGUUUGCAAUGGCGUACAUAGCAAACUUUGCACGCAGCGGGUCUCCAAAUGGGCCCAGAUUAGUGGAUUGGCCUCUUUACGACCAAAACAAAAACUACCUGAAUCUGAAUCUGCAGCAGACAGUCGGCCAAGGACUGAAGCAGAACAGAGCUCACUUCCUUGAUGUUGUCCUGCCUGAUAAACUAAAGUCUCACAUUGUUAAUGAUGAACUCUGAUCUGAGGAGGAUGUUGAAUUUCAGAGUUUGUU